Epinephelus moara (kelp grouper) is the source of this 3072-nucleotide messenger RNA. Its product is annotated as methylcrotonoyl-CoA carboxylase beta chain, mitochondrial-like. The record is from RefSeq and is a predicted model, not a curated record. The coding region runs from base 139 to 1971 and encodes 610 amino acids. Gene Ontology annotation, cellular component: methylcrotonoyl-CoA carboxylase complex; mitochondrion. NCBI's taxonomy places the organism in Eukaryota, Metazoa, Chordata, Actinopteri, Perciformes, Serranidae. Gene Ontology annotation, biological process: L-leucine catabolic process. The transcript is spliced from 13 exons. Gene Ontology annotation, molecular function: methylcrotonoyl-CoA carboxylase activity.
CGGUAAUGCGCCUGAAAGCUGGUUUGCCAGCCGCCAUUAAAACUCAAAUAAGAAAGAAGACAGAGUAGCUGUGUUUCAGGGUAAUUUUUAGUCAUUUAAGUUGUGUUAUUAGCUGUGUUACAGUGAACACAGGCAGACAUGUACCGCUGCAUGGCAAGGAGUGUGUGUAGCAGAGGAAGAGUGUGUGCUGCCUUUGUGCCUCCACACACCCAGCCACCAUUAUGGACAUUGAGAAACACGACAGAGGAGGGACAUCACAGGCUGGCUGAGCGGCGUUGGCAGUGUUCAGUCCGCUGUAUGAGCUCUGCAGUCAGGAGGAGAGCUCUGCGUAGUGCCUUCCCAGUGCUGGAGCAGCCCCUCCAGCCCAUCCACCGACAUGUGUAUGAAGCCAACCUCCGAAACAGCAACGCCUGCCAUAAGAAGUUCAUAGAGUUGAGUGAAAAGGUGAGAAAAGGUGGAGGGGAAAAGAGCAUCGCCAGACACACUCAGAGAAACAAGAAGUUGUUGGUCAGGGAUCGGCUGCGCCUCCUGCUGGAUAAUGAGGACUUCCUGGAGCUGUCACCAUUAGCUGGUCUGGGUCUGCCGUACGGGGACAUCCCUUCAGCCGGCUGCCUGACUGGCAUUGGCAGGAUCAACGGCCUGUGGUGUGUGUUUAUUGCCAAUGAUGCCACAGUGAAAGGUGGCACAGCGUAUCCAAUCAUGGUGAAGAAGCAGCUACGGGCACAGGAAGUAGCGCAACAAAAUCGCCUGCCUUGUGUUUAUCUGGUCGACUCUGGGGGAGCUUUUCUACCACUGCAGUCAGACAUCUUUCCUGAUAGAAAUCACGGAGGAAGGACGUUCUAUAAUGAAGCUAUCAUGUCUGCCAUGAAGAUCCCACAGGUGUCAGUGGUGUGCGGGUCGUGCACGGCGGGUGGAGCUUACGUCCCCACAAUGGCAGAAGAGGCAGUGAUGGUGCACCGGAUAGGGACUAUAUUCCUGGGCGGACCGCCACUUGUCAAGGCCGCCACUGGAGAGGAGGUCACACCAGAAGACCUGGGAGGAGCCACGCUUCACGCUGAGGUGAGUGGCUGUGUGGACCAUUUUGCCUGGGAUGAAAAACAGGCGUACCAUGACACCAGAAACGUCAUAUCCACCCUCAACUUCCAACUGCCUGAGGAAGAGGAUGAGGAUGAGGAGAAGACGAGGAAGAGGAAAGCAGAGGAGGAGCCGCUGUACAGUUCAGAGGAGCUUCUGGGGCUGGCUCCCAGAAGUUAUAACCACAGUCUGGAUGUUAAGAUGGUAGUCAGUCGACUGACAGACGGGAGCCGCUUCCAGGAGUUUAAAGCUCGCUAUGGAACCACACUCAUCACCGGCUUUGCAAAUAUACAUGGCCACCUGGUGGGAAUAGUAGCCAACAACGGAGAGCUGUCGUACCAAGCUGCACUGAAAGGAAGUCAUUUUGUCCAGUUGUGUGACCAGAGAAACCUUCCCCUCAUCUUCCUCCAGAACACAGCACCCACAGGAGCUCUAACACUCUCCACAGCACAGGCAGAGAUGAACAGUAACCGUCUGAAGGCUCAUGGUUCAAUGAUGUCAGCAGUAGCGUGUGCCUCAGUCCCCAAAAUCACUGUGGUGAUUGGUGGUUGCCAUGGUGCUGACAGCUACACCAUGUGUGGGCGGGCAUUUGACCCUAAUUUCCUGUUCCUGUGGCCCAACGCUAGAGUGUCAACGACAGCUCCGGGUCAUGCCGGCUCUCUGCUUGCCCCUGACAGUGAGCAGGAGGAGGAAGAGAGGAAGAAGGAGGAGGUCAAGUUAAAUAAGAUAUUGGAGGAGGAGAGCUCCGCUUUCUUCUCCACCGGCCGGCUCUGGGACGAUGGAGUCAUUCUGCCUCAGGACACCAGGAAGAUUCUCAGAGACUGCCUGGACAUCAUCAAACAGCAGCAGUAUGAGCUCUCCACAGAGAAACAGCACUCGGCACUUCUACGUAUAUAGAGGCUGCGUUCUUUCUUUUCCUUACUUCCUCUGGACGCUACAAAAAUCCAUGUAUGUACUGAGCUGCUGGUGCUGUAGGCACCAAGAGGAUUCACACCAAACUCUUGUGGGUGCUAAUGAGCAAUAUCCUAAAAGUAAAUAAAAGAGAGUCUGAACACCUUGAAUAACAAAAAUCUAGUACAACUCGUUGCUAGUCCUCUAAUCUCAUAUUUGGUAAAGUGACUGAUGAAUUAAACUUUGGAGGUUUUAACAUUCUCCAUUUAUUGUAUAUUUUCUUUCAGUUUGGACCCACACUAAAACAUCUAUGCUCUUGGUUUGGGAGAAGUUGAUUAAAAAAUGGAAAUUUACUGUGGCUGUUCUAUAUGUACACAGGGAUAAUUUACUCUUCAGUAUUUGUACAUAGCACUUCAAUUUACAUACAAUUUUUUUGCCUUAUGGAAACAGAUUCUUAAGAGGUACUGACUUUAUACAGACACAGUUGUUACUCUUGAUGCAUUGUGAAAAAGUUUUACCACAAGUUUUAUCACGUGUGCUGUAUAUGCAGGAAUAAUUAUUCAUUCAUUCAUAAUUUUGGCUUAUUGAAAAUACUCUACUGGAGAGCGAGUUCUCAUUAAUCCUGUGAAGUGCCUCAGCAGGUUUUUUCAUCUUCGGUCAUUCUCACUUUCACAUCAUUUCUCAGGUACGUGAAAGUACGCUACAUGAGAGAUUCACAUAAUAUAUUGCCAUCAGAUUUCUUCUUCUUUUGGCCAGUUCUAAGUACUGUAAAUGUCAUGUGGGUCAUACGAACAGCAGCCCAGUGGUCUGUUUGAGCCUUAACCUAGUUCAGUAGAGAUCCUUCUGAUGUUUUUUUUUUUUUUAAUAGCUGUUCAUGUGACAAAUAAUUCCAAGAACUGUCCAAAAGCCAAUCAUAGGACUUUAAACAUGUUGCACUGAUUUUCUGUGCAACUAUUUAUUGUCAUUUUUCUGUCAAAAAUACUACGUUGUAAGAAAUCAUGCUGUGUAAUUACAAAUGUAAAUGCAUCGUUGUGAUGUAGUUUUUUUUAAAUUGUAUAGAAGAAUAUAUUUAAAAAGUGUAAAUAAAUUUUCAAAUUGCAAAACUAA